UCCUUAUUUUCGUGUGUAUUUCGAUUGAAAUAAAUCCAAAACAGACGGCCGCCCAUUUUUGGCUCACAGUGUGCUGGUUUGUUUCGAACAGUUUUUCUGCCUGGCCUCCAUUGUUUUGUAUUGUAUUCGGUUACGUGAUCUGGCCGAAGAAGCUUACUUGGCCAACUAAAUUGGUGCAAUGUUUAUUUUGUUCCAAGUUGUCAAUGUACGUCUUGAAUUGAGCAAUGUUCAGAGAAGAGAACGUUACUAUGCCAAAUAACCAAGUGGAUCAGGGGGGAAAUCGAAGUGGAUUCUUAUGGGAGCUAAGGAUCUGUGGCGUCAUGAUCUUCCCUUGGUGGGUAAUCUCUAUUGCUCUAAACUUUGUAAGCAUUUAUAAUUAUUAUUUUGAACUGAAAAAAUUCAAGAAAUGUUGGAAAUGUUUAUACAACACCUAUAUGAAGAUCGGGAUCGCCACUUCGGUUUUUACUAUGCCAAUUCUCUGUUUGGCCCUGCUCUUUGUGUGUUUACAGAAACCUCGAGUAAUUCGCAUUUACGUUCCCUGUCUUGCUUUCGCCACGCUGAUGGAGUUCAUGAUGGCUGUGGUGUUUACCUACGAAUACCCAGGCAUCAGUGAUGUACUGCGAGUGUGGGAUAAUCAAAGGAGUAUGGAAUUCUUCGAAGUAAAUUAUAAAUGUUGUGGAGUUUUGGGACCCGAUGACUACCUUGCGGCUUCAAUGGGUCUUCCGAAUACCUGCUUCAAGAAUCGCAGUGGUCUGCCUAAGGAUAUUUACACCACUGGCUGCUCAACACGAUUUUUAAUUUCUGAAAAAAUCCCCUACAGCGAGCUUGCCUCCGGAAUAGUUAGGUUAGUAUUGAUCCUGGCUUUAAUUGUAUAUUAUAUUAUCCUAAGAUGGAGGUCACUUCCACGCUGAGUUUAUGGGGUCAACAAGUUCCAGGAAAGAAUAAAAUUGUCAUUCUGGUAAAACU
Molecule: messenger RNA, 966 nt
Organism: Drosophila suzukii
Lineage: Eukaryota; Metazoa; Arthropoda; Insecta; Diptera; Drosophilidae
Source: RefSeq, a predicted model, not a curated record